AUGUGGGCAACCUGCUGCAACUGGUUCUGCCUGGAUGGACAGCCUGAAGAGGCCCCACCACCCCAGGGAGCCAGGACGCAAGCCUAUUCCAACCCCGGAUACAGCUCCUUCCCUUCUCCAACAGGCUCUGAACCCAGCUGCAAGGGCUGUGGGGCCCACUUUGCCAACACAGCCAGGAAGCAGACCUGCUUGGACUGUAAGAAAAAUUUCUGCAUGACUUGUUCGAGCCAAGUGGGGAAUGGGCCCCGCCUCUGCCUUCUCUGCCAACGGUUCCGAGCCACAGCCUUUCAGCGGGAGGAGCUCAUGAAGAUGAAGGUGAAGGACCUGAGGGACUACCUCAGCCUCCAUGACAUCUCCACCGAAAUGUGCCGGGAAAAGGAGGAGCUGGUGUUCUUAGUACUUGGCCAGCAGCCUGUCAUCUCCCAGGAGGGCAGGACUCAUGCCCCCAUCUUGUCCCCGGACUUCCCUGAGCAGCAGGCUUUCCUGACCCAGCCUCACACCAGCACAGCACAUCCUACCUCACCCAGUCUCCCUUCUUCACUUGCACAAGCCACCUCUGCUCCCCCAGCCCAGGCUCAGGAAAGCCAGCAGGCCAAUGGCCGUGUGUCUCAGGACCAAGAGGAACCUGUCUACCUGGAGGGCACAGUCAGAGCACCUGCUGAGGAGGAGACCCAGUCCAUUGACUCAGAGGACAGCUUUGUCCCAGGCCGGAGGGCCUCUCUGUCUGACCUGACCAACCUGGAGGACAUUGAAGCGCUGACCGUGCGGCAGCUCAAAGAGAUCCUGGCCCGCAACUUUGUCAACUACAAGGGCUGCUGUGAGAAGUGGGAGCUGAUGGAGAGGGUAACGUGGCUGUAUAAGGACCAGAAAGGACUCCAGCACCUGGUGUGUGCUGCUGAAGAUCAAAAUGGGGGAGCAGCGCCACCUGGCCUAGAGGAGAACUUGUGUAAGAUCUGCAUGGAUUCACCCAUUGACUGUGUUCUGCUGGAGUGUGGCCACAUGGUAACCUGUACCAAGUGUGGCAAGCGCAUGAACGAGUGUCCCAUCUGCCGGCAGUAUGUGAUCCGAGCUGUGCACGUCUUCAGGUCCUGA
Molecule: messenger RNA, 1092 nt
Organism: Orycteropus afer afer
Lineage: Eukaryota; Metazoa; Chordata; Mammalia; Tubulidentata; Orycteropodidae
Gene: RFFL
Product: ring finger and FYVE like domain containing E3 ubiquitin protein ligase
Exons: 6
Coding region: 1-1092 (363 amino acids)
Biological process (GO): proteasome-mediated ubiquitin-dependent protein catabolic process; negative regulation of extrinsic apoptotic signaling pathway via death domain receptors; protein K48-linked ubiquitination
Cellular component (GO): plasma membrane; cytoplasm
Molecular function (GO): ubiquitin protein ligase activity
Source: RefSeq, a predicted model, not a curated record